AUUUCCGCAUGAUGUGUCAAAACAAAUAACUUCAUUUCAGGCGAUGUGAAUGGGAUAUUGCUUGGACAUCUUUCACUGCAGUCUGGCUCACAUUUAAUCUGCCUAAAUGGAUUAUUCUGGAAAAGAAAAGGAAGCUAUGGCCAUCAUGGCUGAGGCAGACAAGAAAAUGAAAACGUCGCAUUCGGUAUUCGGGUCGUUUUUUGGGAGUUCCUCCAAAGUCGAGGAGGCCUGUGACUUGUACGUGAGAGCUGCCAACAUGUUUAAGAUGGCCAAGAACUGGAGUGCUGCAGGAGAUGCCUUCUGCAAAGCUGCACGACUGCAUUUGCAGGUGGAAAGCAAGCACAACGCAGCCGUAAACUUUCUUGAUGCUGGCAAUGCGUUCAAAAAGGCUGAUCCUCAAGAGGCUAUAAGCUGUUUCUGUCAGGCCAUUGACAUCUACACAGACAUGGGACGUUUCAACAUUGCAGCAAAACACCACAUAUCUAUUGCUGAAAUCUAUGAAUCUGAGUUACUGGACAUAGAUAAAGCCGUUGCUCAUUAUGAACAUGCUGCAGAUUAUUACAAAGGAGAGGAGUCCACCAGUGCAGCCAACAAGUGUCUUCUCAAAGUGGCAACAUAUGCGGCUCAGAUGGAGCAGUACCAGAAAGCCACUGAAAUAUUUGAGCAGAUUGGGACUUACUCCAUGGACACUACCUUGUUGAAGUAUGGUGCUAAGGACCAUUUCUUCAAAGCAGCACUGUGUCACUUCUGUGUGGAUAUGCUCAACUGCAAGCUGGCUGUACAGAAGUAUGAAGAAAUGUAUCCAGCCUUCUCAGAUGCUAGAGAGUGCAAACUUCUUAAGAAACUUCUUGAUGCACAUGAAGAGCAGAAUAUUGAUGCAUACGCUGAUGCAGUAAGGGAAUUUGACUCCAUCACCAGGCUUGAUCAGUGGCAGACCACCAUGUUACUAAGAAUCAAGAAGACCAUUCAGGACGCGGAGAAUGACCUUCGCUAAAGUGAAGUCAUGAUUCCAAGCUCAUUCCCCAUUCUCAUUUUCUUCCUCUCACUUCACAGUGAUUCCUUUCUUACCGUGUUUAUUAUUCAUUCAUAUAUGUGAAAAUGAAGGUCACAUGCACAUUAUACACAUUAUUGUCUUAAGACGUUUUCUCCCAAGUCCUACUGUCUUCAAAGAAAUUUAACCUUUAUCCCAAAGAACACUGUGAAGUCUCCUAGAAUGACACUCGGUAUAGAAUUUAUUUUACAAGCUUUGACCACAACAUUCCUUUGUUGUAAAUGUAACUCCUCGUAAAUCUGAUUAUUUGAUGUGUUACCAUUUGCGUUCGUGCUUGUGCAGCUUCAGUAGU
This is a messenger RNA of Sinocyclocheilus rhinocerous, 1343 nucleotides long. Its product is annotated as alpha-soluble NSF attachment protein-like. Gene Ontology annotation, biological process: synaptic transmission, glutamatergic; regulation of synaptic vesicle priming; intracellular protein transport. Gene Ontology annotation, cellular component: vacuolar membrane; terminal bouton; synaptobrevin 2-SNAP-25-syntaxin-1a complex. The record is from RefSeq and is a predicted model, not a curated record. The coding region runs from base 107 to 994 and encodes 295 amino acids. Gene Ontology annotation, molecular function: syntaxin binding; soluble NSF attachment protein activity. The transcript has 11 exons. NCBI's taxonomy places the organism in Eukaryota, Metazoa, Chordata, Actinopteri, Cypriniformes, Cyprinidae.